AUGGCACCCAAGGCCAAGGAGAAGCCCAAGCCCCAAUCCAUCUCCCUCGAAGACCUCUUCUCCUCGCUCCACAGCCAUAUCCAGAACUACGAGUACAAGCAGGCGGCGAAGGUCGCAGAUCAAGUUCUCGCGAUCGCCCCUGGAGAUGAGGACGCCGUGCGGUGUAAGGUCGUGGCGUUGAUCAAGUCAGAUGCCAUUGAUAAAACUUUGUCGGCGAUUCAAGCUUUCGAGGGCCUGCCAAUAGAUCUUAGAUUUUAUAAGGCAUAUUGUUUGUACAGGAAAAACAAAAUAAAUGAAGCACUCAAGUUGUUAGAUGGUCUAGAAAGAGAUCCAAUGGUUCUGCAAUUGGAAUCUCAGAUACUUUAUCGGUUAGGAAGAAUGGGUGCUUGCAUGGAAAGUUAUGAGAAGAUUCAAAAAUUCAAGAUCGACUCUUUAGAUUUAAAAACAAAUAUUAUUGCUGCUCUCAUCUCUGCUGGAAGGGCUACUGAAGUUCAGGGAAUGAUGGAUGGACUCAAAGUCAAAGCUUCGAGCAGCUUUGAGCUAGCAUAUAACAAUGCCUGCUCCUUGAUUGAAAAGAAAAAAUAUGCAGAAGCUGAACAGCAAUUGCUUUCAGCUCGAAGAAUUGGGCAGGAAAUGCUAAUGGAGGAGGACUAUGCUGAGGAUGAGAUUGAAAGUGAACUAGCUCCAAUUGCUGUCCAGAUCGCCUAUGUGCAGCAGUUGCUGGGACGAACUCAAGAAGCAGUUGAAGCUUACAUGGGUAUAAUAAAUCGGAAUCUGGCUGAUGCUUCAUCGCUUGCAGUUGCAACAAGUAAUCUUAUUGCACUGAGGGGUGGAAAGGAUGUUUCAGAUAGCCUGAGGAAGCUUGAUCGGCUAAUAGAGAAAGUUGGUGGUGCACAGCCCUUCCAGCUUGCUAAUGGUCUUGACUUCAAGCUAUCCACAAGACAAAAAGAAGCCAUAUAUUCAAACUAUCUGCUUCUACUUCUUCAGGCAAAUAAGAUAAAUCAGGCUCAAGAGCUUGUGUCUGCACUUCCAGACAUCCUGCAAGACAGCUCGACACCUGCUCUGCUUCAAGCUGCAGUGCUUGUGAGAGAAAAAAAGGUUCCAAAAGCGGAAGAGAUCCUUGCCCAACUUGCAGAGAAAUUCCCUGAGAAAUCCAAGCCGAUCCUUCUUGUCCGAGCUCAAAUUGCUGCUGCUGCUGGUCACUUCCAGAUUUCUGCCGAGUCCUUGUCCAAAAUACCUGAUAUCCAACACAUGCCUGCCACUGUUGCCACAAUAGUUUCUUUAAAAGAGCGCAUUGGAGAUUUUGGUGAUGCUGCUGCGGUGCUCGACUCUGCAAUCCAAUGGUGGAAGAAUGCAAUGAUAGAGGAGAAUAAGCUUGAUGUGAUCAUGCAGGAGGCUGCAUCUUUUAAGCUCAACCACGGACGCGAGGAAGAGGCCUCUCAGUUAUAUGAAGAGCUCGUGAAGAGCCAUGGGAGUGUUGAGGCUUUGGUGGGUCUCAUAAUGACUGCUGCAUGCACUGAUCUUGAGAAAGCUGAGUUUUACGAGAAGCAGUUGAGGGCAUUGUCAGGUCUGAAGGGAAUCAAUGUGGAUAGCCUGGAGAAGACAUCUGGGGCGAAGCAUGUUCAAGGUGCACAUGUGGCCAGGCAAGAAGUUUCUGAGGAAACAAAGAAGGCAAGGGCGAAGAAGAGGAAGCGAAAGCCUAGGUACCCAAAGGGUUUUGAUCCGGCAAAUCCCGGGCCUCCACCAGACCCUGAGAGAUGGUUGCCCAAGAGAGAGAGAUCGAGCUAUAGGCCCAAGAGGAAGGAUAAGAGAGCUCAGGUAAGGGGUUCUCAGGGGGCAGUUGUCCGGGAGAAACAUGAUGCUGCUGCUACAGCAAACACCAGUAGCUCCUCGGGCAGUGUUCCUAGUUCGAAAUCAGGCCAAGGCACUGCUGGCUCGUCGAAAGGUGGGUCUCAAAAUGUAACAAGCUCCGAGCAGCCCAAAGCUUCGAGCAAGUCAAGGAAGAAGAAGUCUAGAUCUUAGGACAGCAGAACACCGCCACAAUAUUUGAACUUUUUUUGGAAUUCUUCUCCAAUUUUUUUUUCAUCUUAGGACUGUUUCUGCAUUUUUGAGGCUUGAUUGUCUUUUAGACUCCAGUCUUUCAGCUUUUGUCAGGUGGAAACUAACAAUGAGUAUAUGAUAGAAUUGAGGCAUGAUCUGAGGUGCCGUGUGGUUAAAGUGCUGA
Messenger RNA from Phoenix dactylifera (date palm), 2224 nucleotides. Its product is annotated as SRP72 RNA-binding domain-containing protein. The record is from RefSeq and is a predicted model, not a curated record. Gene Ontology annotation, cellular component: signal recognition particle, endoplasmic reticulum targeting. Gene Ontology annotation, molecular function: 7S RNA binding; ribosome binding; protein binding. Gene Ontology annotation, biological process: SRP-dependent cotranslational protein targeting to membrane. NCBI's taxonomy places the organism in Eukaryota, Viridiplantae, Streptophyta, Magnoliopsida, Arecales, Arecaceae.